Messenger RNA from Salarias fasciatus (jewelled blenny), 1398 nucleotides. RefSeq names its product 3-keto-steroid reductase. Gene Ontology annotation, cellular component: endoplasmic reticulum membrane. Gene Ontology annotation, biological process: cholesterol biosynthetic process. Gene Ontology annotation, molecular function: estradiol 17-beta-dehydrogenase [NAD(P)+] activity; 5-alpha-androstane-3-beta,17-beta-diol dehydrogenase (NADP+) activity; 3-beta-hydroxysteroid 3-dehydrogenase (NADP+) activity. NCBI's taxonomy places the organism in Eukaryota, Metazoa, Chordata, Actinopteri, Blenniiformes, Blenniidae. The record is from RefSeq and is a predicted model, not a curated record. The transcript is spliced from 9 exons. Bases 103 to 1140 code for a protein of 345 amino acids.
GCUGAGCGUGUGUGUGUGUGUGGCUCGGACCAGGGGCAGAACGGCCUCGCUGUGUUUACUUCGCUUCAUUCAUUCACUCGUUCAGUUCGGCUCCGGUGAAACAUGGAGAGAGUUGUUGUGGUUACCGGCGCCAACAGCGGCAUCGGCCUGGCCCUGUGCGAGCGCCUGCUGUGCGAGGACGGCCAGCUCCGCCUCUGCCUGGCCUGCAGGAACAUGCAGCGGGCCGAGGCCGCCCGCUCCGCCCUGCUGACCUCUCACCCCGACGCCCGCGUCGACCUGCUGCACCUGGACGUGGGCUCGGUGCAGUCGGUGCUCGCCGCCGCUCAGGAGAUCAAGGCCAGAUACCGCAGGGUUGACUUUCUUUAUCUAAAUGCAGGAAUUAUGCCCAAUCCUCACGUGGAUAUCAGAGCGUUUUUCAAGGGUCUGUUUUCCAGGAACGUCAUCAACAUGUUCUCCACCGCAGAGGGUCUCCUAACUCAGCAGGACCGCCUCAACGCUGACGGCCUGCAGGAGGUUUUUGCCACCAACCUCUUCGGCCAUUUCAUCCUGAUCCGGGAGCUAGAGCCGCUGCUGUGCCAGGCAGACCUCACCUCCCACGUGGUGUGGACGUCCUCCAGCAACGCUCGCCGCUCCGCCUUCAGCAUCCAGGACAUCCAGCACCGAAACGGCGUGGAGCCCUACAGCUCCUCCAAGUACGCCUCGGACUUGCUGAGCCUGGCUCUGAACCGGCACAAGAACAGCCAGGGCCUGGUGUCCUCUGUGAUCUGUCCCGGCCUGGUCAUGACCAACCUGACCUACGGGAUCCUCCCCUCCUUCUUCUGGACUCUCAUCAUGCCCAUCAUGUAUCUGAUCAGGAUUUUCACCAACACCUUCACUCUGACGCCGCACAACGGAGCGGAGGCCCUGCACUGGCUGUUUCUUCAAAAGCCGGAGAGUCUGGACGCCCGAGCGAAGUACCACAGCCAGACGUCGGGACUCGGACGGAACUACACCCAGCCUCGACAAAUGGACGUUGACAGUGAAACAUGUGAGGCCCUCUUCUCCAAACUUCUGGAUCUGGAGAAAGUCGUCCGGCGGAAGCUGAGCGAGAAACAAGCCGAGAACGACGCUCAUCAGAAAUACUUGAGUGAGGUGGAGUAGGUGGAGCCAGCAGGGUGGCUUUCCUCUCUGAAAAUGGACCGAAGUGCAAUUUGAAGCCUUAAUGCUCUUUAUUUCUUGCUGGACUGUUCAACAGUGAGUGUUUCUCGUAUGACAAACAAAACCUUCUCUUCUGCGUCAGGAGGUCACAGCUUGUUUUGUGUCAGUCGUCAGUGACUGCAGGAACAUUCAGUCCUCUUGCUUCAUCAUUUGGUAUAAAUGAACUGUAAUAUUACUACCUAUAAUCUUUCUCCUGUGUAC